UUAUUAGCCUGUGACACACACUAGAAAAGCAGAGUAGAGCCAUGUGGGUGGCGUCACGUUAACUUCAGUUUGGACUAAUUGUUGGUUAAUAUCGUCAAAAAAUGAGCUUGAUCGUUCUUGGUAGCUUAAGUAUAGUAUAGUGAUAGUUUUUGUGAGUGUGUUUUGUUCCCAUUACAUUCUUGCGCUCUGUUUCGAGCUGAAUUAUGGGGAAAUCAAAGACCCGGAAUCAGAAAAAAGACCGAUUACAGGCCAACCAUGAGGCCGAGGAGACUUACUCGGCUGUGCCCCACACUUUGGUGUUUCACCGGGGCCAGGUUGGAAAAAACGUGGGUCAGCUCAUUAUCGAUAUCCGAAAAGUCAUGGAGCCCUACACCGCAGUCUCUCUCAAGGUUAGGAAGAAGAAUGUGCUCAAAGACUUUGUUGCGAUAGCAGGACCACUGGGAGUGACACACUUCAACAUCUUCAGCAAAACGCCCACCAGUAUCAACAUGAGAGUUGCUCGUCUUCCCAAAGGUCCCAUGCUUCAUUUCCAGGUCACCAAGUACUGUCUUAUCAAAGAUGUCGUUUCAUCUCUGAAGAAGCACAGGAUGCACGAGGAGCAGUUCAAGUAUCAUCCACUGCUCAUCCUUAAUAACUUUGGACAAGAUGGCAUGCAUAUCAAACUUAUGGCCACCAUGUUCCAAAACAUGUUUCCUUCCAUAAAUGUGCACAAGAUAAGCCUCAACACCAUCAAGAGGUGUGUCCUGUUAAGCUACAAUUCCGAAUCAGAAGAAAUUGAAUUCCGGCAUUACAGCCUCAAGGUUGUCCCUGUGGGAGUGAGCCGUGGAGUCAAGAAGCUGAUGCAGGAGAGGUUCCCUGAUAUGAACAAGUUUGAGGAUAUCAGUGAGCUGCUGAUGAAGGGGGCAAACCUCUCAGAAAGUGAAGCUGAGCAAGACGAGGAGCACAACGUUACCGAACUUCCACAGGUCUACUCUGGAAGAGGCAACAUGGCGUCCCAGCAGAGUGCCGUCCGCUUGACCGAAAUUGGUCCUCGCAUGACUCUGCGGUUAAUGAAGAUUCAAGAAGGGAUGGGCGAGGGGAACGUCAUAUAUCACUCCAUGAUCUCCAAGACGGAGGAAGAAAUCCAGGAGAUCCUGAAGAGGAAGGAGGCAAAGAUAAAAGAGAAGGAGGAACGCCGGAAAAAGCAGGAGCAGAACAUCGCUCAGAAGACAGAGAAAAAAGAAGAGCACAGGAAAAAGAGCCUGGAAGGCAUUAAGAAGAAACGUGCCGAAGCUGAAGAGGACAGUGAGGUGGAGGAUCCAGGGGCUCAGGACGGUCAGGGAGCUGAUGCUGAGUCUGAUGACGAGGCAGAGUACUACAGACAGGCCGUAGGAGAGGAGCCAGACGAAGGCAUGUUUCCGAGUGGAAAGAAGAAGAGGAGGAGUUCAGAAAAAUCUCAUGGACCUGCCAAGAAGAGGAAGUUGUCCCCUGGUCAAUCUUUAAAAGACAGAGGUUCCAAAUCACCAGGAAGACAGCAUAGAAACCAAACAGGGAAAAAACAACAGAAAGAAGGAUGGAAGAAAUCCAGGGGUGGGGAAAAAUCAUUUGGGAAGAAAAUGAAGCCUACAGGAAAGGCUUUUGGAGCAAAGAGAGCUGGAGAGCAGGAUAGAUUUGGUGGGAAAAAGAGAAAUGGGGACAGACCAUUCAAGUCUAAAAGUCAGAAAGGCAAAAUGGGCUUUAAUAAGAAUGCAGGAGGAAGAAAGCAAGGCUUCAAACAGAGGAAGGGAAAAGGCUGACCUUCAGUACUUCCUUUUAAACUGGACUUGGAGAAAUUUUCUGUUUCCAACAGGAAACGUGGAAAAGUUGUUAUUUAACUGGUGAAUGCUUUAUCUGCAAGUGACGCCUGUGAGAGUUUCCUGUUAGCAUUUAUAUUUGUCACCAGAAAACCGACCUCUUUCUGUUAUGCAAAGAUCUUUGAAUUUCAAACUGUAUUUGUUCUGUAAAUAAAUUGACUCCCAGUUUGUCUCUUUUUAA
This is a messenger RNA of Haplochromis burtoni (Burton's mouthbrooder), 2013 nucleotides long. RefSeq names its product peter pan homolog (gene ppan). Gene Ontology annotation, biological process: ribosomal large subunit assembly; rRNA processing. The coding region runs from base 204 to 1775 and encodes 523 amino acids. Gene Ontology annotation, molecular function: rRNA binding. The transcript is spliced from 12 exons. NCBI's taxonomy places the organism in Eukaryota, Metazoa, Chordata, Actinopteri, Cichliformes, Cichlidae. The record is from RefSeq and is a predicted model, not a curated record. Gene Ontology annotation, cellular component: preribosome, large subunit precursor.